GCAGCAGUUUAUCUUAGCAAACUAGCUAGCAGAGGCAUCGAAUUAAGAUGGCCAAGGUUAAUACCGGCGCCGCCUUGUUGUCUCUGUGCCUGUUGCUGGCCCGUUCUGCCGGAGGCACAACGGCCGCCGAUGUGGACGUGGAGGGCACCGUGAGGACAGAAGUAGAGAAUGCCAUCAAGAGCAACCCUGGCGUCGGCGCCGCCCUCAUCCGGCUGGUGUUCCACGACUGCUGGGUUAAUGGCUGCGAUGGAUCGGUGCUCUUGGACCAGACGCCGUCCGGCAGCAAUACCGAGAAGAAGGCGAUCAACAACAUCGGCCUAGACGGCUUCAGCCUCAUCGACACCAUCAAGUCCAAACUGGGCAACAACGUCUCGUGCGCCGACAUAGUCGUCUUCGCCGGGCGUGACGCGGCCAGAUACCUAAGCGGCGGCAAAAUCGCCUACUCUGUUCCCUCAGGGCGCAAGGACGGCAUUGUCUCAUCGGCCGCCGCCGCAGACGCCAUCCUCCCGCAUUCCACCUUCGAGUUCCAGCAGCUCAAGGACAACUUUGCCAAGAAGAACUUCACCCAGGAGGAGCUCGUCAUCCUCUCCGGCGCGCACUCCAUCGGCUACGACACUACGGGGGUGAACACCGCGGCGAAGGGCGCCCUGGACAACAGCUACUACCACGCCAACCUCCAGAACAGGGUGCUUUUCAAGUCCGACUGGGUUAUGCGCACGGACAUCAAAGCCGGGGGCGACAUGGCCGAGUACAUGAACAAUGCCACCAAGUGGAACAAUGACUUCGCCGCCACCAUGGUCAAGCUCAGCAAGCUCCCGGCCGAGGGUAGUACCCAUUACGAGAUAAGGAAGAACUGCAGAGUCACCAACCAGAACCAAGGUUUUUAAUUUUGGAGCUCACUGCAAUAUGUGAAAUUUUGGAAAUUUCGCAAAUUAUUUCGGAUUUUGAUAUUUCAAAUUUCACUUAAUUUUAAUUGAUUUUAACAUAAUUUUAAUUUAUUUCAAAAUCAGUUUGAAUCUACAUUGAAAUUUCGGGGUUAAAAAUAUUUCGGACCUCACUGAAAUAUGCGAAAUUUCAUAAAUUCAUUGAAAUUUUGUUGAAAUUUUUAACCUAUUACUAGCUGGAAGCGCGCCUAAAUUGAUGGCAUCACCUAUAGGUGUCAUGGAUGUGAUGAUUUGUCUUUUGAUGGUUCUAUUCCAUGCCUCGUUUGUAUUACU
Triticum aestivum (bread wheat) is the source of this 1217-nucleotide messenger RNA. Its product is annotated as peroxidase 2-like. Gene Ontology annotation, molecular function: peroxidase activity; heme binding. Gene Ontology annotation, biological process: response to oxidative stress. The transcript has 2 exons. The record is from RefSeq and is a predicted model, not a curated record. Bases 48 to 887 code for a protein of 279 amino acids. Lineage: Eukaryota; Viridiplantae; Streptophyta; Magnoliopsida; Poales; Poaceae.